CCCCCCGCCCCCGCCGCGGCGCUGGGCGGGGCGAAGCGGAGCGGAGAAGAUGGCGGCGGCGCUGCGGCUGGCUGGAGGGCUGCGGCUGGCGGCCAGGGCUCCGGGGCUCGUUUUGACUCGUUCUGCGUUUGUUGCAAGAAAACCUAAUUAUGACCGUCCAAACUGGUUUGGAGUUGGCUUGGCAUUUAGCACUACUGCUGCCCUGUGGGUUCUACUUUUCAAGCAGCAUAAUGAAGAUGUAAUGGAAUAUGAAAGAAGACAAAAGGAGAAACAACAUAAAUGUACAGGAUGUUCAUAGUUGAACAUAUACUGUAAGAAGUAACAGAAUCGUUUGUUGUGUUUUGGAAAUAAAUAAGCAUAAUACAAGUACAAA
Molecule: messenger RNA, 373 nt
Organism: Rhea pennata
Lineage: Eukaryota; Metazoa; Chordata; Aves; Rheiformes; Rheidae
Gene: NDUFC1
Product: NADH:ubiquinone oxidoreductase subunit C1
Exons: 4
Coding region: 50-298 (82 amino acids)
Cellular component (GO): mitochondrion
Source: RefSeq, a predicted model, not a curated record